Molecule: messenger RNA, 1008 nt
Organism: Trichoplax adhaerens
Lineage: Eukaryota; Metazoa; Placozoa; Uniplacotomia; Trichoplacea; Trichoplacidae
Exons: 6
Coding region: 1-1008 (335 amino acids)
Biological process (GO): regulation of apoptotic process
Molecular function (GO): protease binding; death domain binding
Source: RefSeq, a predicted model, not a curated record
AUGGAUUGCAGUGCUUCCAGAGUGUAUGAAGGAUUACAUCUUGUAUCUAUUGCAUGCAAUAUGCAAUCAGGCCAAGCAGUACUCUCGCCAAUCCUGUCAGGAGAUUUUAAUUUGACCUUACUUUGCUCUACUCCGAUCAUAAAAUACUUCUCUUGGUUGUUGAAAACUGUUGAGGAAUGGAAUAAUAAGGACGUAAAAUUGUACUAUCAAUGUGCCAGAUAUUAUUUAGAAAAUGACAAUCAUUACCUUGUAGUCAAGAAAGAGGAAUCUCACAUCGGUUUACAAUAUUGCUAUCAGAAAAUAAAUGAGCCCAAGACAAGUCAAUUGAUUAAGGAUAAAGUUAAAAAUUCUAUAUUUGUCAAACGGCCACACGAAAUUGUCAAGAAUAAACUCAUCUCCACUGUCAAUGAAAGGAUGGUCAAGUUUAAAGGGGCUGAUUGUCGAUAUUUCGUCAAAUGUAGUGAAUGUAAUACACAAACAAGUAUAACCGAAGAAUACAAGGAAGGAGAUCAAAAUUGCAUUCAAUGUAAGCAUUGUAAUAUGUACUUUGAGAGUCGAUCUUUGAACGAUUGGAUGAUUUAUAAUGAAAAUUUCUGGAUAGACCGAUGGAAAGAUACCAAAGAUAAAGAGCAAUUACUAAAAACCCAAUUACCUCAAUUACCCAAAGCGUCCUCAGGAUCAAUGACUCAAGAACAUCGUGAAAUCCUAACAGCCAAUCGAAUGUUACUUGCUCAAAAAUGUCAGGAUCAAAUCUCACCAAUAUGUGAAUAUUUACUUGGAGCGAGUAUAUUAACAUCAUUCCACAAACAAACAAUCGAAUCUAAAUUGACGGCUUCUGAAAAAGUUUGGACUUUAUUGGAUAUUCUGCUUGAGCGUGGCGAUAGAGCCUUUGAUGAGUUUUGCAAAGCUUUAACAUAUUGUGAAAUAACGGUGGAAAACGUCAAUAGUGGUCUUGGGUCUAUUUUGCAAGAAUCUGAGAUUAGUCGAAAGGAAGGAACAGCAAUGUAA